AAGUCAUAUGACCUACAUGCGGAGCUGCGGUGCAGGACAGAGGAGGAAGUCGAAUCUCUGAGUUGGAAACAUUCUUCUCUCGUGAACCCACUUGGACUGAUUCCUCCGUCGUCCUCCUGUGCUCGGUCCUCUGAUGUUGUCCUGCGGGCUGCUGCUGUGUGUGCUCGCCGUGCUGCAGCUCGGAUCCUGGGCUCAGUACGCCCCGGACGAGGUGACGCAUCUGCCGGGUAUGAUGUUCAAGCCCAACUACCAGCAGUGGUCCGGGUACCUGCGAGUAGGACCGGGGAGGUUUUUCCAUUACUGGUUUGUGACCUCUCAGAGGGACCCGCUCAAUGACCCUCUGGUGCUCUGGCUGAAUGGAGGCCCAGGCUGCAGCUCGCUGGAUGGACUCCUGUCAGAGAAUGGACCAUUCCAUGUGAACGAUAACGGGGCCACACUGUACGAGAACAAAUUCAGCUGGAACAAGAUCGCCAACAUGCUGUACCUGGAAUCUCCAGCAGGGGUGGGAUACUCCUACUCUGAUGACCAGAUAUACAAAACCAAUGACACCCAGGUUGCUAAGGACAACUAUGUAGCGCUGCAGGGUUUCUUUACCAAGUUCCCAAAUUUCACUAAAAAUGACUUCUUCAUCUUUGGAGAAAGUUACGGUGGAGUCUACGCCCCAACCCUCAGCCUACUGGUGGCUACAGGACCUGCCAGGAUCAACUUGAAGGGCUUCGCAGUGGGAAACGGAAUCAGCAGCUUUGCUCUCAAUGACCAGAGUUUGAUCUACUUUGGUUACUACCACGGCCUCUUUGGAGAAGAUUUGUGGCAGGAUCUGAAAAACAACUGCUGUGAGAAGGGAACCUGUAACUUUCACAACUCCACGUUGGAGUCCUGCCAGGAGCUGGUGAUGGAGGCCUUUGAUAUCGUGUAUAACAGUGGACUGAAUGAGUACGCCCUCUACUUGGACUGCGAGGGUCCCAAUAGAUUCCACAGAGGCUAUGAGAAGACCAUGAAUCAUCUGUUUAAGAACUACAGGAAACCUCCGCAGAGCCGCAAGUUUUCAUACAGAGUGAUUUCCUCCGUGUCCCUGGGUGAAGUUCCUCCCUGCAUAAAUAGCACAGCACAGAUGAACUGGCUGAACAGGGGCGACGUGAAGAAGGCUCUACACAUUCCUGAUGUAUUGCCACCAUGGGACAUCUGCAGUGAUGAAGUUGGAGAGAAUUACACCAACCUGUGCCCAACAAUGAAGGAUGUGUAUCUGAAGCUGCUGUCUCUGGGCCUGCGGGCGCUCGUCUACAACGGAGACACUGACAUGGCCUGUAACUUCCUGGGAGACCAGUGGUUUGUGGAGGAUCUCGGCAUAAAGGCCACCACAAAGUACCAGCACUGGAUUCAUGAGGAGCAGAUUGCAGGAUUCUACCAACAGUUUGGAAACGUAACCUUCCUCACAGUCAAGGGUGCCGGCCACAUGGUUCCUCAGUGGGCUCCAGGUCCAGCUUUCCACAUGUUCCAGUCCUUCCUAACCAACAGCUCCUACUGAGACUGUACAUGUACACCUAUAGCCUGCUUCAGAUAAACUGAGCCCUGAGAUGAGCAGUGAGUUCUCUGUUGUUCCAGAAUAACUGAUCGGAGUUAGUUCCAUCAUAAUUGUUUUCUCUGGUUAGUGUGAGCCAGGUGAAUGGGGAUUAAGAAAAACAUCAUCAGCGGAGCUCUGACAUUGUGAUUUCAAUGAGGUUAAAUGGGGGGGG
Molecule: messenger RNA, 1733 nt
Organism: Platichthys flesus (European flounder)
Lineage: Eukaryota; Metazoa; Chordata; Actinopteri; Pleuronectiformes; Pleuronectidae
Product: cathepsin A-like
Exons: 11
Coding region: 134-1525 (463 amino acids)
Biological process (GO): proteolysis
Molecular function (GO): serine-type carboxypeptidase activity
Source: RefSeq, a predicted model, not a curated record